This is a messenger RNA of Saxophila tyrrhenica, 822 nucleotides long. RefSeq lists its product as uncharacterized. Lineage: Eukaryota; Fungi; Ascomycota; Dothideomycetes; Mycosphaerellales; Extremaceae. The transcript is spliced from 3 exons. The record is from RefSeq and is a predicted model, not a curated record. The coding region runs from base 1 to 822 and encodes 273 amino acids.
AUGUCUUCCCAACCCGGCCCAGGAGCAACAUCCCAAGAAAACGGCCCCAUCAACCUCCUUCGCCCACUCAUCCUCAUCUCCUACUCCCUCUUCUACAUCAUCCCCACCAUCAUCCACCUCCUCCUCAAUUUCCAACUCACCACCUUCCUCAGCCCCUCCGACUUCAAAGACGUCUGGUUCGCCCGCUUCUGGGCCUUCUUCGGCCCCAAGUCCCGCGAUGUCGCUGCUCCGGCCGUGAUGCCGCUGCUGCAGAAGAACGCGCGGGGCGUUUGCCUGGACAUCGGACCGGGGUCGGGGCAGUGGUUGUAUUUGUUUCAGCGGGCGAAUAAUCCGGAUAUCACGAAGAUUUAUGGCAUUGAGCCGAAUAAGGGCAUGCAUAAGGCGCUGAGGGAGAAUGCUGUUAAUGCUGGACUUGGUGAUAUUUACGAGAUCAUCGGCUGCGGAGCAGAAGAGCUCCAGACGAAAGGUGGCAUUCAGAAGGAGACUAUCGACACCAUAAUCACCGUUCAGUGUCUCUGCAGCAUCCCGACGCCUGAGACGAUCAUCAAGGAACUUUAUCCCCUGCUGAAGCCUGGUGGGCAGUGGUUGGUGUACGAGCACGUCAAGACGAAGUACCAAGGUGACUUUGUUGGGUACUGGCAGAGCGGCAUCAAUAUCGUCUGGCCCCAUUGUUUCAACGGCUGCGACAUCACGAGACCAACAGACGAGUGGCUGCUGCAAGCCGGCGAGUGGGAGGAAGUGAAAUUGCGUCCCGGAGAAGGCGAGGGCAAGUAUGAUACGGUACCGCAUAUCAUUGGAACUCUCACCAAGAAGCGGAGGUGA